AAAAAGGAAAAUCAAAUAAUAUUUGUUUACAGAAAACUUUAAUUAAAAUAACAAAAGUCUAAAAGAUUGUUAAAGCUCUUUUAAAAGAUGAGAAAAAUAUAGUCAAGAACUAAUUCACCUUACAAAACGCAUUACUUAAAGAAUAUUUAACAGACUCCUACUGACUUUAAUAAUCAAAAUGAAUAAAAUGAAGGAUUGAAUUCUUUGUACUUUCCAUAAUAAGAAGUAGAAGUGUAAUCACCUUAUAUUAGAAGGAGGAUUAUUCCUCUUUCUGCAAAUAGGGAAAGUAAAAUUCAUAAAAAAAAAGCUAAUGACUUAUCGUAUGAUCUUAAAAAUGUAAAUUAACCUCUAAAAUUUUCAAGUUAGGCAGACUUAUCUUAGAGUAUUACUGACUAGAUAAAAGAAUGCUAAAGAACUCCUGUUAUAUUCACCAAGCUACCGUAAAAAUAAUUUGUGCUGAAAAAAAUAGACAUGUAAAAAGUCUAUAGCAAUCAAAAGAAAAGUUUUGAUUAUAGUAAUAUUAAGGCAAGUAAUUAAGCUUUAAUAUCAAAUGAUGUUAAACAAUCUACAAAAUUAAUAUAAUUAAAUGAGAUUAAGGAUCAAAAAUAAGAUGCUGAAAUUAGGCAAAAUUGCAAGGUUUAGCAGGUAUUUGAUAAUUCCUAAUAUACAACUGAUGAUUAGUCAGAUGAAAUAGAGCUUACUGAUUGUAUUCUCCAACAAAUAAAAAUUGAAGAAAAUAUAGAAUCUCGUUCUCUUACACAGCCCUCUUAAAAAAUUAAACCAGUUACAGUACCAGAAGGUCUUGAUAGCGAUUCGGAUUGUGGUUCAGAAGAAGAAUACAAUAUUUGGCCAGACAAUCCAGAAAUUUUAAUGAGAGGAAUAGAUUUUGAAAAUUUUACAGAUAACCUUAAUAAUCCUUUACUCCCUUAAGUUUUAUAUAAAGUAAGAAGUAUUUUUUAUAGUCAAAUACAAUAAAUUAAUUCAGCUGUAACAAAAUAAACUAAAAACUGCAAACAAAAUCAAAACAUCUGUAAGUAAUUUUUUGAUUACAUUCCUUGUGAUAAAAAAAUUCAACAAGAUUUUUAAACACUGAAAGAGUUCGCUGUUGUUCAAAAGAAGAGAAAGAAAUGUAAUUAAGAGAGAGUGGGAUCUCCUAAAAAAUUUAAAAACCAUUUCGUAGUAUAGCUGGAACGUGAAAAAUUCUUUUAAAACAUUUAAAUAUACCAAAAUUUUAGUCAAACACCUUAAUUUAUAAAUUUUCUUCAGCAUGCAAAAAGCUUCAGAAAAACUGAACAAAUGAAAUAAAGACCUCUUAAGUAUCAGAGAUAUCCUUUGACAUCUUUAAAUCACAUUGAAACACAAUAAUCUAUUUCUAAAAGGAUAAAAUCGUCAUCUUCUAACUAAGGAACACCAAGAAAUCAUUUCUCUAUAACUAGAAACAAAUAAGCUAAUCCUUCUAAUUUCUCAUAAUUUAUGAAGAUAGAUAACUCAGUUUAAUCUUCUUUUAAUAAUAACUUUAUAAGAGAGAAUGCUACGAGCAGUCUGAGAUGUUCAAGCAAUUUAAAAAAAAGAAAUUUAAGCAGCAUGAAUAGCAGCAAUAAUUAACCAUAAUUAUAAAAAUUGAAUACCUAAAUCAAUAAUGCAACUCCUGACUAUUUAUAUGUAAAAUCAAGACAAGUAAAGCAUAAACUCUAAUCAGUGCUUGACGAAAUAAUAUUUCAAUAAAAAAAUUGA
Messenger RNA from Tetrahymena thermophila SB210, 1734 nucleotides. RefSeq lists its product as hypothetical. NCBI's taxonomy places the organism in Eukaryota, Ciliophora, Oligohymenophorea, Hymenostomatida, Tetrahymenidae. The record is from RefSeq and is a predicted model, not a curated record. The transcript has a single exon.